Messenger RNA from Oncorhynchus keta (chum salmon), 4781 nucleotides. RefSeq names its product potassium voltage-gated channel, subfamily H (eag-related), member 2b (gene kcnh2b). Gene Ontology annotation, molecular function: inward rectifier potassium channel activity. Gene Ontology annotation, cellular component: membrane. The record is from RefSeq and is a predicted model, not a curated record. The coding region runs from base 854 to 4657 and encodes 1267 amino acids. Gene Ontology annotation, biological process: regulation of heart rate by cardiac conduction; membrane repolarization during action potential; potassium ion transmembrane transport. The transcript is spliced from 16 exons. NCBI's taxonomy places the organism in Eukaryota, Metazoa, Chordata, Actinopteri, Salmoniformes, Salmonidae.
GUUCGCUCUCUGUAGUUACAGCAGGCAGUUCUUCAGAAUAGUCGCAUCUCUUUCCCUUUGUUAAUUCGCCUGCGCUGCUUCUAUGCUAGAUGGGCUGAAUUAAUGUAGGAUAUUUAUAUUAUUGACCACAUAAUUAUCAAAAUUAUGAUUAUAUGUAAUGGCUGACGAGGUUGUGCUUUGUAUUGUCCGCCAAUAUUUCAACAGUUCUAUUUGCCGACGACGAAGGGUUAAAGAGGCGCAGUCGCCACCACUGGUAAGCAGAAGUCAUCAAUGUUGAGCGCACAGACCACUCUCCUCUAGAGCGAUCACAUCUCAACGAACUAUUACGGACGUUACCCUACGUUUUCUUCAACUAGACUACUGGUUUCUCUCUGUUGCUUCCAUCCGGUGCACGGAAACAGGGAAGAAUAAGGCCAGGAGGAGAGAAAAAAGGACGCAACUAUGGCAAAACCAAUGUUCCUUGGCAGGCUGACCGACUCCCCCUCCCCAGAGUCUGCAAUGACAAAUGACAAGAAGUAACCUCUCGUCUUGCAAUUCACCUGAGAGGAUAUCAUUUUUGACAGUUCAAGGGACGUAAACAAACACGGGCUCCUCUCCUUGGAAACUGGAAACUGUCUCGCGAUCCCCCCCAAAUAAAGUGGACGCUCAUUUCCAGAACGCUACUUUUCACUUAAAGGACUGUCCACUUGGUCCAUCUCAUUAAGUUACAAAAACGUAGGUCGGGGAUUACAGUAUUUAUUAUUCUAUGACGAGGACACAGUGAAUGUCGUCCGUUUGUCGGGACUCAUCGACGUAGAGGUCAGCAUCGGCGACAGAAAGUCCAAUAACUCCAGUGGGAUAGCGUUCAGCAAAGAUGCCAGUCCGAAGGGGUCACGUGGCACCACAGAAUACUUUUCUCGAUACCAUCAUUAGGAAAUUCGAUAGUCAAAGUCGUAAGUUCAUCAUUGCCAAUGCCCGGGUGGAGAACUGCGCCAUCAUAUUCUGCAACGAUGGCUUCUGUGCCAUGUGCGGCUACUCGCGGGCUGAGAUCAUGCAGAAGCCCUGCACCUGCAACUUCCUGUACGGCCCUCACACCAAGCGGCUGGCCAUUGCCCAGUUGGCUCAAGCACUGCUGGGCUCGGAGGAGAGGAAAGUGGAGAUCAACCUCUACAGGAAGGACGGUGUGUGUUUCCUGUGUCUGGUGGAUGUGGUGCCGGUGAAGAACGAAGAUGGCCUGGUGAUCAUGUUCAUCCUCAACUUCCAGGUCAUUUCAGACGACAAAGAGCCCAACCAGGACCUCAACCACAAGCUUCCCCCCUGGCUCCCCACAGGCCGGCCGCGUGGCUUCAAGCUCCGUCUGCCCUCACUUCGUUCCCUCAGCAACAGCAAAGCCUCUCUGGACGACCCAGAGACAGGGCGCCUCCCAGCCCCUGGCUACCCCAGCCACGAGUCCCUGGCUCUGGGAGAGCUGCUCUCCCUGCCCACAUUACCUCCGGGGCACAAGAGCUCCAGUAGCGCAGGCAGCAGGAGCAGGCCGGCCCUCCUGUGGCCCGAGGACCAGCGUGGCCUGCUGGGCUCAGAGCCUUCACCGUCCUCGCUGCCCCCCGGCCAGUCGCCAUCCCGCAUCGCCCUCCAGACGCUCAACCCGGACGUCUCUCUGUCCAACUGCAGUCUGUCACACAGUCGCUCCCGCGAGAGCUUCUACAGCAUGCGGCGGGCGUCGUCAGUGGAUGACAUCGAGGCCAUGCGGCCGGCGUCAGACCGGAAAUACAGCACAGCCCAUCCCAUCCACAGCAGCACAGGGGCGGUGAACAACAAGUCCAACAUCCUCAACUCCACGUCUGACUCGGACCUCAUGCGUUACCGCACCAUCAGUAAAAUCCCUCAGAUCACCCUGAACUUCGUGGACUUCAGGGCGGACCCCCUGAUCACGCUGCCCGCGGGGGACAUGGACAUCAUAGCCCCCUGCAAGCUCAUCGACCGCACACACCACGUCACCGAUAAAGUCACCCAGGUGCUGUCGCUGGGUGCUGACGUCCUGCCAGAGUACAAGCUCCAGGCCCCUCGCAUCCACAAGUGGACCGUCCUCCACUACAGCCCCUUCAAGGCGGUGUGGGACUGGCUCAUCCUGCUGCUGGUCAUCUACACGGCUAUCUUGACCCCCUACUCCGCCGCCUUCCUCCUCAACGACCACGAGGAGGCGGCUAUGGUGAACUGUGGCUACUCGUGCUCGCCGCUCAACGUGGUCGACCUAAUCGUGGACAUCAUGUUCAUCGUGGACAUCGUCAUUAACUUCAGGACGACGUACGUCAACACUAACGACGAGGUGGUCAGCGCUCCACUGAGGAUAGCGGUCCAUUACUUCAAGGGCUGGUUCCUCAUCGACAUGGUGGCAGCCAUUCCCUUCGACCUGCUCAUCUACCGCAGCGGAGAGGAGACGACUACUCUGAUAGGCCUGCUAAAGACAGCCCGCCUCUUGCGGCUGGUGCGCGUGGCGAGGAAGCUGGACCGCUACUCUGAGUAUGGCGCCGCCGUCCUCUUCCUGCUCAUGUGUACAUUCGCCCUUAUCGCCCACUGGCUGGCGUGCAUCUGGUACGCCAUCGGCAGCGUGGAGCGCAACGGCAGCAUUGGCUGGCUCCACACGCUGGGCGAGUCUUUGGGGAAACACUACAACGAGACGGUGCAGGGCUCGGGCCCUUCCAUAAAGGACAAGUAUGUGACAGCACUCUACUUCACCUUCUCCAGUCUGACCAGCGUGGGCUUUGGCAACGUCUCCCCCAACACCAACUCUGAGAAGAUCUUUUCCAUCUGCGUCAUGCUUAUCGGAUCUCUGAUGUACGCCAGCAUUUUUGGGAACGUGUCGGCCAUCAUCCAGAGGUUGUACUCGGGUACAGCGAGGUACCACACCCAGAUGCUGCGGGUCCGAGAGUUCAUCCGGUUCCACCAGAUCCCAAACCCACUGAGGCAGCGGCUGGAGGAGUACUUCCAACACGCCUGGUCCUACACUAACGGCAUCGACAUGAAUGCUGUGUUGAAGGGGUUCCCAGAGUGUCUCCAGGCUGACAUCUGCCUCCACCUCAACCGUACCCUCCUGGACAACUGCAAAGCCUUCAAGGGCUCCACUAAGGGCUGCCUGCGAGCCCUAGCCAUGAAGUUCAAGACCACCCACGCCCCGCCCGGCGACACCCUGGUGCACGCCGGCGACGUGCUCACCGCCAUCUACUUCAUCUCCCGCGGCUCCAUCGAGAUCCUCAGAGGCGAUGUGGUGGUGGCCAUCUUGGGGAAAAAUGACAUAUUUGGCGAGCCCAUCAACCUUUACGGGCGAGCUGGGAAGUCUAACGCCGAUGUGAGAGCUCUGACCUACUGUGACCUCCAUAAGAUCCACAGAGAGGACGUCCUGGAGGUGUUAAACAUGUACCCCGAGUUCUCCGACCACUUCUGGAUGAACCUGGAGAUAACCUUUAACCUCCGGGAUACCAAUAUGAUUCCUGGCUCUCCAGAAAGUGACAACUCGGACUGUAUAGGAUUCAACAAACUGCGCAGACGCAAACUAUCAUUCCGGCGCCGGACAGAGAAGGAUGAUGCAGAUGCAGGAGAAAUUAAAAAGGAGAGAGACAAUAAACCACAACGGUGGAGACAGAAGGAGGCGGCCAGUAACCAGGGGGAGGGGCCUCUGAGCUCAGUGUCCUCCCACUCCAGUGGCGAUGAAGGGGAGGAGUCUGUGGUCACAUGCCCUGCCCCCCCAUCGGCUCUGCAUGAGAUGUCCCCGGCUCAGGCCACCACCCUGAACUUCAGCGACACUCCCGAGGGGGAGGGAGACCCAAAGGGGGGCAACACCUGCAAUGCACUCACAGGAGCAUUUUCAGGGGUGUCCAACAUCUUCAGUUUCUGGGGUGAGAGUCGGGGCAGUCGUGAGUACCAGGAACUGCCGCGCUGCAGCCUGCCCUACCCUCCCCCUCUUAACACGCCCCUCAACAGCAUUGGCCGCAGGCAGCGCACCGAGCUGGAGAACAGACUGGACCUGCUGCAGAAGCAACUCAACAGGCUGGAAACAAGGAUGUCGACAGACAUCGGGGCAAUCAUGCAACUACUACAGCGUCAGAUGGCCCUGGUGCCCCCAGCCUACAGCACUGUGUCGUCUCCCCCUCAGGCCUCACCCUACCCUGGCCCUGGUCCUGGAGAGAGGCUGGUGCAGUCUGAGACACUGGCUUCCCUCUCACAGAUCUCACACCCCCAGGACUUUGAGGGGUUCCCCGGCAAGUUGUGUGACUCUCUCCGCAGCCCUGAUCAGCUGCACCCCCAGGACUCGCCUCUGGUCAGCCCCACCGAGACACGAAGAGACACCACUGGGCUGGGCAGCUUAAUCCUGGACCUGGACCUGGACCUGGGCAGCCUGGAGCUAGAACUUGGGGCUGGGUCCGUGGCAGGGUUGGAGUCAGGGAUGCGGGCAGGUUCAGGGUUGGGGUCAGGGAUGCGGGCAGGUUCAGGGUUGGGGUCAGGGAUGCGGGCAGGUUCAGGGUUGGGGUCAGGGAUGCAGGCAGGUUCAGGGUUGGGGUCAGUGGAAGGAGCGAAUGGCCUGGACCCUGACACCCAGCGAAGGCUCUCUCUGCCUGAGCCACAGACGCCCCUGGACUCACAGACACCGCAGAGGCACAGCUCCGACCCUGGGGGGAGCUAAGGAGCGGUGAGGGGGAGGGAGGAGAAUAGGGACAGAGAGAGGGAAAGGAGGGGUAGCUCUGUUUUCCCUCUUUCCCAGUCACACAUCUCAUUGGGUCCGUUCCCUCAGUCCAGGCGUAAACAGA